This is a messenger RNA of Hippopotamus amphibius kiboko, 3027 nucleotides long. It is a transcript of the gene SLC34A3, whose product is annotated as solute carrier family 34 member 3. The record is from RefSeq and is a predicted model, not a curated record. Gene Ontology annotation, biological process: intracellular phosphate ion homeostasis; sodium-dependent phosphate transport. The transcript is spliced from 15 exons. Gene Ontology annotation, molecular function: sodium:phosphate symporter activity. NCBI's taxonomy places the organism in Eukaryota, Metazoa, Chordata, Mammalia, Artiodactyla, Hippopotamidae. Gene Ontology annotation, cellular component: vesicle; apical plasma membrane; brush border. The coding region runs from base 165 to 2057 and encodes 630 amino acids.
AGCCAGGACCAGCAAUAGAGCCAGGGCUCCCUCCACCCUGCCCCCCCAAACUGGACUGGGCUCACCCAACAACCACCUGAGGUCACGGCAGCCAUCCCCCUGCAUACGGAGGAAGGGGAAGGUCACCGAGGCCAACAGCGGAUCUGCGCUUGGGCCCGAAAUCCAUGCCGAAUCCCCUCACCAGUGGCCAGGCCCCUCCUGCCACCCUGGACACCGUGGGCCUGGUGGACCAGAGGCUGGGAGAUGCAGGGCCCUCUGGUUCUGCCUCCAUCUUGGAAGACGGGGACACGGACCCAUGGGCCCUCCCUCAGCUGAAGGACACCAGCCAAUCCUGGAAAGAGCUCAGCGUGGCCGGCAGGGUGCUGCACGUGGCCAUCGGCUUCCUCAAGGCCUGUGGACUCCUGGGCAGCCUCUACCUCUUCAUCUGCUCCCUGGACAUCCUCAGCUCUGCCUUCCAGCUGCUGGGCAGCAAAGUAGCUGGAGACAUCUUCAAGGACGACGUGGUGCUGUCCAACCCCGUGGCUGGACUGGUCAUCGGCGUGCUGGCCACGGUACUCGUGCAGAGCUCCAGCACGUCCUCCUCCAUCGUGGUCAGCAUGGUGGCCUCCAGGCUGCUGACCGUCCGGGCCUCCGUGCCCGUCAUCAUGGGCGUCAACGUGGGCACGUCCGUCACCAGCACCCUGGUCUCGAUGGCGCAGUCGGGGGACCGGGACGAGUUUCGGAGGGCCUUUGGCGGCUCGGCCGUGCACGGCAUCUUCAACUGGCUCACGGUGCUGAUCCUGCUGCCACUGGAGAGCGCCGCGGGCCCGCUGGAGAGGCUCAGCGCCCUGGCCCUGGGCGCUGCCAGCCUGCAGCCCGGGGGGCCCGCGCCAGACAUCCUCAAGGUGCUCACGCGGCCGCUCACACACCUCAUCGUGCAGCUGGACGCUGAUGUCAUCACGGGCAGCGCCACGGGCAACGCCACCAACAGGAACCUCGUCAAGCGCUGGUGCGGCACCAGGGGGCAGAUGACGGCGGGGAACAGCAGCGCCUGCGGAGCGGCCGCCGGGGGCCCCUGCCCGGGGAGGAACAGCUCUGGCGCCCCGGGCCCCGAGGAGCAGCUGCCCUGCCGCCACCUGUUCGCGGGCACGGCGCUCACCGACCUGGCCGUGGGCUUCGUGCUGCUGGCCGCCUCCCUGCUCGUGCUCUGCACCUGCCUCGUCCUCGUGGUCAAGCUGCUCAACUCCGUGCUGCGCGGCCGCGUGGCCCAGGCCGUGAGGACGGUCCUCAACGCUGGUGCGGUGGGACGCGAGGGCGCGGCGGGGCGGGGCGCGGGGGCCGGGCUGGGGGUGACCGGCUCCCCCUCCCCAGACUUCCCCUUCCCGCUCGGCUGGCUCGGCGGCUACCUGGCCGUGCUCGCGGGCGCCGGCCUCACCCUCGUGCUACAGAGCAGCAGCGUCUUCACGGCCGCCGUCGUGCCGCUCAUGGGGGUCGGGGCGAUCAGCCUGGAGCGGGCGUACCCCCUCUUCCUGGGCUCCAACAUUGGCACCACCACCACGGCCCUGCUGGCUGCCCUGGCCAGCCCUUCGGACAUGCUGCCCAGUGCCGUCCAGGUCGCCCUCAUCCACUUCUUCUUCAACCUGGCUGGCAUCCUGUUGUGGUACGUGGUGCCCGUCCUCCGGCUGCCCAUCCCACUGGCCAAGCGCUUUGGGGACCUGACCGCCCGCUACCGCUGGGUGGCCGUCGCCUACCUGCUGCUUAGCUUUUUGCUGCUGCCGCUGGCCGCCUUUGGGCUCUCCCUGGCAGGGGGUGCAGUGCUGGCUGCAGUUGGGGGGCCCCUGGGGGUGCUGGCGCUCCUCGUCUUCCUGGUCACCGUCCUGCAGCGGCACCGGCCAGCCUGGCUGCCUGGCCGCCUGCGCUCCUGGGCCUGGCUGCCCCUCUGGCUCCGUUCUCUGGAGCCCUGGGACCGCCUGGUGAGCCACUGCUGCCCCUGCAAGGCCUGCAGCCCCCCUCAGGCUGCGGCCAAGGAGGCCCACUGCUACGAGAACCCGGAGGUCCUGGCCUCCCAGCAGUUAUGAGCGGUGGAGGCCCCCCGCCUCUGGGGGGUCCUAGUAGCUGCGCACUCCGUAGUCACCUGGAUCGCCUUCUUCGCAAAUAAACAAGCCCGUACCCAGCUGUGGGUGGUCUUCUCUCCCCCACGCGGGGCUGCGUGGGGAGAGCCCCGCCCCCGCCCCCCGCCCGCCUCCGUAGGGAGCUGGGGGUGGGGCAGCGCCGUUGCUGUCCCCCAGUGGACACUCGGGGCCCGCGCUGAGCCCGGCGUGGGAGCUGGCCGUCCCCGGAGGUGCGGCUACACCGCCGACCCCCGAGGCCCAAAGCUGUGGCUGCUUCUCUCCGCGGCCACCGGAGACAGAAGGCCCUAAGGAGUGGCCGCUCCAGAGCGUGGCGACUUCCCGCAGCAAAAAGCUCCGGGUCCAGGGAGGCCGGAGGCGGCCGGGGCCCUCCCUGUGGGUGCAGGAAGGCAGGGCGGCCGGCUCCCACGCCCGCCGCCGGGGAGCAGCGCGCGGGCCGCUCCUGCGCCGCGCAGCCCCCGUCGGCGGUCGGCCUGGAGGACGUCGCGCGGCCGCGGCGGGGCCCGACUCCGCAGGAACACCCUUGGCUGCGGGUGGGGACCUGCGCGGCCUCCCCCCUACCAGCCCUGUGCAGCAGUGGCCACUGUGGUCCUUGGCCUAGAGCCACGGGGAGGCUCCUGCUGUCUUGUUCACAGCCGGUGUUCAUUUCGGAAGGGCAAGGGCACUGUGAGAAGCCCGGAUGCCAGGCAGUGACCCUGCACACCUCCCAUGCCACUGCCUGUGGCCGGCAGAAGCCGGGCCCACCUUCCUGGACUGGCAUGGGGGACGGUGCUGGUCCCCUCGGCCCUGCAGGGACUGACAGCACUUUGACGUGCUGACUCACCCUCCAGGAAAAUCAAGGAAGAGUAACAGCAGUCGUCCACCCAGGCGUCCUGAUCCCGGUUGCCCAGCGGCCUGGGCGCCGCCCUCUCUGCACGCA